Molecule: messenger RNA, 3718 nt
Organism: Lotus japonicus
Lineage: Eukaryota; Viridiplantae; Streptophyta; Magnoliopsida; Fabales; Fabaceae
Exons: 14
Coding region: 165-3239 (1024 amino acids)
Biological process (GO): protein ubiquitination
Cellular component (GO): CCR4-NOT complex
Molecular function (GO): RNA binding; ubiquitin-protein transferase activity
Source: RefSeq, a predicted model, not a curated record
AAAAGCCACCCUAUGUUUUUUCCCUGCCCCUCUUUGCCCUUUUCGCUUGUGCGUUCUUUCUCUCGUCGUGUGUGAUAUCGUGUGUGUGCGCUUCGCUUCUCAAUCAAUCUCCUCCUCACAGUUUCGUCUUCUUCUUCUUCUUCUCGAUCUCACCACUGGCAAUCAUGAGUGAUGAAGGAGAAAGGACUUGUCCUCUCUGUGCUGAAGAGAUGGAUUUGACAGAUCAGCAGCUGAAGCCUUGCAAAUGUGGUUAUGAGAUCUGUGUCUGGUGUUGGCACCACAUAAUGGACAUGGCUGAGAAGGAUGACACUGAGGGGCGAUGCCCAGCGUGUCGUUCUCCUUAUGAUAAGAAAAAGAUAGUUGGGAUGGCUGCAACCUGUGAGAGAUUGGUGAGUGAAAUUCAUAUGGAGAAAAAGAUGAAGAAUCAAAAAAAGUCUAAAUCUUCUGAUGGAAGGAAGCAACUUAGCAGUGUGAGAGUGAUUCAGCGUAACCUUGUUUACAUAGUAGGAUUGCCUCUCAAUCUGGCAGAUGAAGAUCUUCUCCAGCGGCGAGAGUACUUUGCUCAGUAUGGGAAGGUCUUAAAAGUGUCGAUGUCUCGGACAGCAGCUGGUGUCAUUCAACAGUUUCCAAAUGAUACUUGCAGUGUAUAUAUUACUUAUUCAAAGGAAGAGGAAGCAAUUCGUUGUAUUCAAAAUGUACAUGGAUUUAUUUUGGAGGGUAGACCUUUAAGGGCUUGUUUUGGAACCACAAAAUAUUGUCAUGCAUGGCUCCGGAAUGCGCCUUGCAGCAACCCUGAUUGUCUAUAUCUGCAUGAGAUUGGCUCUCAAGAAGAUAGUUUUUCAAAAGAUGAAAUAAUUUCAGCUUACACUAGAAGUCGAGUUCAACAAAUCACUGGGCACGUAAACAAUCUGAUACGUCGAUCAGGGAAUGUAUUACCUCCUCCAAUAGACGAUUGCACCAAUAAUUCAUCAGGAAAGCCUAUUCUGAAAAGUGCUUCAAGUAACUGUAGUAGCACUGUACGAGAUUCACCUCCGAAUGGAAUCUAUGGGAGAAAUGUAGCUCUUCCUGCUAGUGCGGCAUGGGGUACCCAGCCUACAAAUUGUGCGCCACCUGUUGGAGGUCAAUCAUAUCCAAAUGGGCCGUCCAUGCCAAAACCUGAUACAGUUAGCAGCACACUAGCCUUUUCCACAGCUGUCUCGGGCACAAUUCAGGCUUCUGCAUUGCAUUCUGACAUUACAAGGAGGCCAGCAUCAAGUGAUGGGAGUCAUAGUACAAUACCUAGAGUGAAAAGUGAAUUGUUGCAGCCUGUUAAACAAUACAAUAGCAUGGGCAGUCUGAGUAGUGGAGGUGAAAAAACUUCAGCUUCUGAUGUUUCUCCCGUGCCUGUUAGUUAUAACGGCCAGUCUUCACCACCAUCGUCUCGAGAUAGUGAUAGAGGCAGUUGUACUAUAGCAAAUACAAUAAAUUCUACUAACAUUACUGGACAGUCUUUUAACUCUGGUCCUGAGGAAGCAAUAACUGCUACCAAUGAAGAGAUUCAGAAUUUGUCAAGUCAGUUGUCUUCAAUUGACAUUGAUAGAAAUACUGCAAAUGAACACUAUGGUGUAGCCAAACCUAGUAGCCCGCCUACUGACUAUGUCAUGACUAAUUCUCAAAUUCAAGGAUCACAACACGAUGUUGGUAGAUAUAAAGAUGCAAUAAUUACUAAUUUGGCCGUUGAAACUUCUACAUCAGAUAAUGGGGUUUGUAAUUCAAGGGAACAAUCUGAGGAGAGAUUGGAUUCUUCUCAAACUCAAGUUGUACUAGAUACUUUUGAAUUGGAAGAUGAUAUAUCAUUUUUUGAUAAUCAAAGACUCAAGGAUCCGGAAGUUUUUUGUGGUUCUUACUUGCCAAAGGCGACAAGUUUCCUACAGGUAUCAAGCCAUUCUAGCCCUCGUCCAAUGCAGUUUGGUGAACCUGGUUCUGCUGUGGAUGCUGGUUCUCUAUCUUCUGAUGAUAGAUUUCAGGGUGAAUCUAUUCUACAUGGGUCUAGCUUAUUAUGUAACGGCUACCCAGAAAAGCUGGUCAGUAGCAGCUCUUAUGGUUUGCUGCAUGAUGGAAGAAAUGGGGAAAGCAUUGGAAGAUUAGUUGGUGAAGCAGUUAAUACUGGGUGUGAUACUGCAAUUGACAAGGGGGAAAGUAGUAUAAUUUCAAAUAUUCUGUCCAUGGAUUUUGAUUCCUGGGAUGACUCACUAACAUCACCUUCUAAUUUAGCCAAGUUGUUGGGUGACAAUACUGAUAGCCAGUCUUUAAAAAGAUCUAGUUCUUGGAAAGUUCAAACCAACGAUCAGUCAAGGUUCUCUUUUGCAAGGCAGGAGGAAUCCAAAUUCCGAACUUUUGAUGUACAUCCGUCUUAUGAUGUCAGCCAGCAGCAGCCAAGAAGCCACACACUCAUCCAGAAUUUUGCAGAAAGAGACUUGUAUACGCACAAGUUGGGCAUUGCAAAUGGCUUUCCUACCAGUAACUUUGGAGAAGCUGAAAAUAUAGGCAGUGUUCAUUCCAUUGCUUCUUCUAAUAAGCUUUCUGCCAUUUCAAGAGCACAAGUUUCAGCUCCACCAGGAUUUUCAGUUCCAAGCAGGCCUCCACCUCCUGGCUUUUCUUCUCAUGAGAGAAUGGAGCAGGCUUUUGAUUCCAUAACUGGGAAUUCAUUACUUGACCAUUCCUCCUUGUUGAGAAAUUCAUACCAGACAUCAUCUGCUGGAAACAUUGGUGGUGUAGGGGACCUUGAAUUUAUGGAUCCUGCUAUUUUAGCAGUUGGCAAGGGGAGACUUCAAGGUGCACAAAACAGCCAAAUGCUAUCAACAUUUAUUCCACAAUCAAAUUACUUAGAAAACGAGGUCAGAUUACAAUUAUUGAUGCAAAGAUCUAUCUCCCAGCAGCAAAACCUUAGAUAUUCUGAUAUUGGGAAUUCUUUUUCUCAACAUGGUGAUUCUUAUGGUAUUUCUUCGAGGUUGGAUCAAUCACAAGUCAAUAAUAUAGCUCCAUUCCAACACCUGUCCCUGCAGCAGUCCACAAAUUCAAUCAUGUCAAAUGGACAAUGGAAUGGGUGGAAUGAGGUGCAGAGUGGGAGUGGUCUGGGUGUGGCUGAUCUUUUGAGGAAUGAAAGACUUGGAUUUAACAAGUUAUACUCGGGAUAUGACGAUUCAAAAUAUCGUCUGCCAAAUUCUGGUGAUCUUUAUCAUAGAACAUUUGGGAUGUGACUUUUUGCUAGCUAAGUUAUCUAUGUUAUUAUUGGAAAUGACAAAACCUUGCAGAGAUGGACAAAUAGUUUUCUGUGUUGCUGAGGAUGGUGGAACUGAUCCUUAUCUGGUCUAUUUGGGCUACCUAAUGAUGAGACUCCCGAGAAGUGUAUUUUGUGGCUGCAGUUGUUCCGGAUUCGCAGAAGUGAGCUGUGUUGGGAUUUUAACAUAUCAUCUGUCCAACUUGCAGGUUUUAGUCGAGUGUUUUCCUUAAGAGUACAGAGCGUGGAAACUUGUUGAUUUAAGUUAAAUUGAUCCAUCCCAUAUUUAUUAUUGUAAUUUUCCUUAUAAUUUAUCUACCCUCUGUGUGGUAAAGUAUGGAAGUUUGAUCCCAAUUGUUAAAAGGAAAUUAUUUUGGCCGUGGAUAUAUCUUGGUGGAGUUUGAUAAUCAUGUUGGGUAUGAAAUGGAUUACUUUUUAUCUGGGAAGGCCCAUGUGAUA